Spizellomyces punctatus DAOM BR117 is the source of this 2403-nucleotide messenger RNA. RefSeq lists its product as uncharacterized. Gene Ontology annotation, biological process: proteasome-mediated ubiquitin-dependent protein catabolic process. Lineage: Eukaryota; Fungi; Chytridiomycota; Chytridiomycetes; Spizellomycetales; Spizellomycetaceae. The transcript is spliced from 11 exons. Gene Ontology annotation, molecular function: protein binding; ubiquitin protein ligase activity. The record is from RefSeq and is a predicted model, not a curated record. Bases 287 to 2272 code for a protein of 661 amino acids.
AAAUACUGUAACAUGAAGCAAGAGAGCCCUGCAUUAGGUCGUAAGAGGUGGGCUUACGCUCGGGCAGAAUUCCUGAUGUCCUAGUUAGGGUGGCUAUGAAGAUCAUUAACUAUCACGUGUGGCCUCAUCGUUGUUCGACACUUCCCACACCCAACCAUGACUGCAAAACGAGUAGACAAAGGCACAGAAUACGGUUAUCGGCGCUGUACAGAGUCUGGUUUGCAGCGGAGAAUGGCAGCAAGCGAUUCUCUCGAGGUGGACGACCUGGUGGAGGACGCAGAGGACUAUGACUGGUACUUCAUUCGCAAUGGCAGAAUUCUUUCAACCUGGUGUAAUGCUACAUAUUAUCGUGUUCUGCAGUCCUAUUUGCGUUGAUACUAUGAAAAAUGCAUUUGUGACAAAGUGCGGGCACAGUUUUUGUUACGAAUGUAUUGGCCUGCAUCUUAGCGACGGAAAGGAGUGCCCUAUAUGCGUGUGUCCGUUGACUAUCGAUGACAUAUCUCCUAAUUACACAUUGAAUGAGCUUAUUAAGAAAAGUUCGUCACGGCUUUGCAAAGGUCAAGACAUUCCCGAAGAUUGGAGUAUGGAUGACAUAAAUAUGAUGCUGGUGAAGCUACAAAAGAAGAAAGCACAAAUGGCAACCAUGGAGAAAGAGAACAGCCUCAGACUUCUGCAGAAUUUUCUAGCACGGGCAAAGGCUGAUAAAGAGCGGCUCUUGGAGGAAGUGAAUCGGCAACUCACUUGCGUGACGGCUGAUCUUGCGGCAGUGGAGACGGGACUGAAGGCUCUCCAUGUCGAUAUUGGAGGGUCGGUGGCGCAAGUGCCUGAUGCUCUUGCGCGGGGAGAAAACCAUACAAUACCAGUCGAGGAGGAGCUUCAUCGGGGAAAAAAGAGGUCUGCUGAGGAAAUGGAAGGGUCACCAGAAACCUCUGGCAGCAUAUUGGCUUUAUCGAGUAGCCAUCAACACAAAAAGUUACUCUCUUCAUCCAAACUGAUUCAAAAACAGAACACCCGGAUCGAGAAACACAUUGGCGACUUGCAGGAACGAUAUUGGGAGACACGACUUGGCGACUGCGAUACGCUGGACAAGUUCGCUUCCAACUUAACCCGUUUUUCACGCUUCUCUAGCCUUCGACCGAUUGCGACGUUGAACUACGCAGAUGCUCUAUUUAGCAAUGGAUCUGCAAUUGUGUCUUCGCUAGAAUUUGACAAAGAUGACAUGUUCUUUGCGACAGCCGGUGUGAUGAAGAAGAUCAAAAUCUUCGAAUACGGUAGUGUGUUACUCGACUACGGUCAUAGACCACAGCGCUCCAGUAGCCACAUAAAUGAAUCGAGCAAGGAGAAAAAGCGCAAGACCGAAGAAACUAUGGGCAACUCCUGUGAACUGAAUGUUUCUGAGGACGAAGGAGAUGUCCCGCUGAUUCAAGAUGAUGUCCCUCGAUUUCCAGUGCUGACAAUGUCCUCUCGAUCGAAGAUUAGCUGCCUCACCUGGAAUCCCUACAUAAGAAAUCAUCUCGUUUCAUCCGACUAUGAAGGAAUAGUGACGCUCUGGGAUGCAGGCAUCGGGAGAGCAAUGUGCCAUUUUGAAGAACAUGAGAAACGAGCGUGGUCUGUUGACUGGUGUCAAACAGAUCCACUACGGCUUGCUAGUGGCGGGGAUGACACAAAAGUCAAAAUAUGGUCGACAAAUCAAAAGAACUCAGUCGCCACUAUACAUAGCGCCGCUAAUGUGUGCUCUGUGAAAUUCAAUCCUGAAAAUAAUAAUCACAUCGCAUUUGGUUCAGCAGACCAUAAAAUUCACUAUUAUGACAUACGCGACAUGCGUGCACCACUACAUGUCUUUGAAGGACAUCGUAAAGCUGUGUCGUAUGUCAAGUUCCAAACCAAUGAUACCAUAUUGUCUGCCUCCACCGACUGCACACUCCGUUUGUGGUCAAUAUCAGAUUCCAUAGUUAGUGGUCAGUCAACAUGUGUGCGAACAUUUUCUGGUCACUCCAAUGAGAAGAACUUUGUUGGACUGAGCGUGAACCGACAUGGAGAACUUUUCGCGUGCGGCAGUGAAACAAACGAUAUCUACUUGUACUGGUGGCAAGUCUCGAAUCCGGUGGUUGUUAAAUCCUUUGGCAAACGAAUUGAUACUAUAACAGGCCAGCCCACAUCCCAUAAAGACACGGGGCAGUUUGUGAGUUCAGUCUGCUGGAAACGCAACUCAUCGGGGACGUUGCUUGCCGCAAAUUCUCAGGGAAAGGUGUCCGUGAUGGAAUUAGUAUAAGGACCGCUUCUCUGCCCGUUACAUCUAUAUUUGAAGAGUACCGCCCUGCACACUUUAAUCACACAUCACACCUGUAUAUUUCCAUUUGCACGCAAGCCCUAUAUCAGAGAUAUUUACUGUUCGAAAGCUGG